GACUGACCGGGCCCAGAAAGCAGUCGGAGGGAUCGGAUGCUGAAGAGGUCGUAGGGAGCUGCUGGCACAGCUUGUCUCAGGAGAUAAAGAACGGCGCGCGCUACGGUUGUGGUCUGUAUUUCGCUGAAGACGUCGGCAAGAGUUUAGCUUAUGCUCCUGUCAACACAUCGUCUGAUGGACGGACGACCUCGCAGUUUCUCCUACUCUGCCGGGUGCUGUGUGGCCAGAUGUAUUACACCAGCGAAAGAUAUGAACUGGAUGCCGUGAUCUCAGCGCACAAGGUUGGCAAGAAUUCCGUCCUUGCGAAUCCUCUGCGCGAAGGGCCUCGUGAGUUCAUCGUGUGGCAUGAGAUGCAGGUCUACUCCGAGUAUCUCCUGGAGGUCACCGUGCGCGAUGAAGACCCAUAG
Molecule: messenger RNA, 407 nt
Organism: Symbiodinium sp. CCMP2456
Lineage: Eukaryota; Dinophyceae; Suessiales; Symbiodiniaceae
Source: the annotation of a GenBank genome assembly